This is a messenger RNA of Phragmites australis (common reed), 663 nucleotides long. RefSeq lists its product as uncharacterized. The record is from RefSeq and is a predicted model, not a curated record. The transcript is spliced from 2 exons. Bases 1 to 663 code for a protein of 220 amino acids. Lineage: Eukaryota; Viridiplantae; Streptophyta; Magnoliopsida; Poales; Poaceae.
AUGCAUGAGUUACAACUGAUCAUGCGAGACUUAGGCCAGUACGGCUGUGUCCUCCCUAAGAAUUUCCAGGUUAAUGCCAUUCUAGCCAAGCUGCCCACUUCUUGGUGUGACUUUGUCACUGCACAUCGGCACUUAAAGCAGCAAUUGACUCUUAAUGAGCUCAUUGCUGCUAUUAAUGUUGAGGAGAAGUCUAAGACAGGCUAUGGUGGGGUGAAGGUGCCUGCUCAAGCUAACCUUAUCGAGCACAAGAACCACCCUGGGAAAAAUGUGAAGAAGGAAAAGGCCAAGCUUGGUUUUUCUGGACCGAAGGCUAACACGAUGAAAAAGAAGAAGAAGCCCGAGAUUGUUUGCUACGUCUGUGGUGGGUUGGAUCACUUCUCUUUAGGGUGCAGAUGGUGGAUCCGUACUGAUGGGGAACAGGGUCUCGGUAGCAGUGCGCAGAGUAGGACAAGUGAGCUUGAAGCUGACUUCCGGCAAGACUCUUGUCCUAAAGGCGUAGAUGGUGGAUCCGUACUGAUGGGGAACAGGGUCUUGGCAGCAGUGCGCGGAGUAGGACAAAUGAGCUUGAAGCUGAUUUCCGGCAAGACUCUUGUCCUUAAGGAUGUGCUGUUCAUUCCUGUCAUGACCCAUAAUCUUCUUAGCGGAUCGAUGCUAUGCCGGUAA